AUGACGCACAACUCAUCAUCUACGCCAACGGAGCGCCAGGCAACAUUGGUCCGGACGUUCGCCUUGGGUGUUCGACAAGUCUUCUACCGAGUCUACCCAACGAGCGUCCCAGCUACGACCAACUACCCCAAUGGCACAAGCCACACAGAGCUAGAAAUUGAACUGGGACCCCGGAUCGUUCAACUUCCCGUUAACAUUCACGCCGGCAUGAACUUCAAGUACGAUUUGACUGAUUGCAAACUCACGUCCCUUCAAGGCUUCCUGACGGUCCCAUCGCAGGUUGCUGGGGUUGCUAUUGAUCCCACCGCCAUUUUGAAUCAGAUUAUCGCUGCUGGCAAGGCUGGAAAGGCGGCUUCUUAG
Messenger RNA from Fulvia fulva, 360 nucleotides. RefSeq lists its product as uncharacterized. Bases 1 to 360 code for a protein of 119 amino acids. The record is from RefSeq and is a predicted model, not a curated record. Lineage: Eukaryota; Fungi; Ascomycota; Dothideomycetes; Mycosphaerellales; Mycosphaerellaceae. The transcript is spliced from 4 exons.